Ornithodoros turicata is the source of this 4398-nucleotide messenger RNA. RefSeq lists its product as uncharacterized. The transcript has 2 exons. The record is from RefSeq and is a predicted model, not a curated record. Lineage: Eukaryota; Metazoa; Arthropoda; Arachnida; Ixodida; Argasidae. The coding region runs from base 1 to 4398 and encodes 1465 amino acids. Gene Ontology annotation, molecular function: nucleic acid binding; zinc ion binding.
AUGGACCGUCUCAAGCACAAACGUGCCGCCCGCCGAACGCAGAUCACAAAGGUGGUAAACGAGGUGGCAGAGCUACGAAGCGACGUGAACGUCUCCAAGGCUACACUCACCGGGCUACUAAAUAGACUCGUGGCUAACGACAACGAACUACGGCAAAUUAACAAGGAAAUAGAGCCGUUGAUACCAAACGACGACCUGGAGGAAGAAUACGCAACGAUGUUCAGCUACGAAGACCAAGCCCACAACGCCAUAGCCGAACUGCAAACGAGGAUGGCCGAAAUUCAGAUUUCGGAGCAGGCCGCAACGCAAGUGGCCCCGUCGUUUCCGAGACCGACGUCAGACGCGGAGAGACCACGCACUGGUGUGAAAUUACCAAAGCUUCAACUACAGUCAUUCGCGGGUGAGUUAACUCAGUGGCAGCCCUUUUGGGAGCAGUACAAGACCACCGUGCAUGAUAACCCGAACCUCUCCAAGACUGAGAAGUUUCAGUACCUGAGAUCGUUAGUGCGUGGGUCGGCUGCUUCCGCUAUCAUGGGUCUGCAGGCGUCAGAGUCCUGCUACGAUGACGCCCUCGAAAUCCUAAAGCAACGCUUUGGUAACAAGUGUCGCAUCGAGAGAGAACAUUUAGCAAAGCUACGGAACUUGGCUGCCGUCAAAUCGGCGAACGAUGUGCGCGGACUACGAACGAUGUACGACGACGUUCAGAAUAACAUACGUGGACUACGCUCCCUCGGUGUUUCCAGUGCGAGCUAUGCCUCGAUGAUGGUGGACAUACUGUUAUCAGCGUUGCCGUCGGAGUUGGUCGUCGAAUAUCACCGGCUGGCUCGAUAUGGAACUGUUUUAGAGGAGCCUACAGCGAAUACUCAGAGCGCACAGGUCGACGAACAUCCGUCGAGUAGGGUGGAUACGACAACAAGCAGCGAGUUGACCAAAGUCUUGAACUUUCUUCGCAUCGAAAUAGAGAGUCGUGAACGCUCUGGUGUAAAGGAUCGUGCAAGCACACCUCAGCUUUUCCCAACGCCACAACGUACGACUACAACUUUUCACAGAACGCCCAGAGCUAAAGGUAGCAACCUUACCUCUACGGGAGCAGUACUACAGAGCAGCGCACAGGCAGUACCCAAGUGCUUCUUCUGCAACGCAGUUGACCACGAUGCGCCACACUGCCAGUGCUCCAUGCCCCUAGCAGAGAAACGAAGCAAGCUGGCAAAGGAUAUGCGCUGCUACCGCUGUACCAAGAGAGGUCAUAGAUCCAAGGACUGUCGAUCGAGGAUAAGUUGCAGCCACUGUGGGAGGCGACACGCGUCGUCGUUGUGCGACCCGUCACAGUCAUCUCAGAGCGCCUCAACAGAACCCAGUUCGAUGGGUACGACCAACAUGAUGGCAACCCACAGCCACAGUGUGCCGGCUCAAGAGGACACCAGCGUAUUGCUGCAGACAUUCCGUGCUUGGGCAACCUCCGACCAAAACGCAGCUUAUAUUCGAGGCAUCAUCGACGGAGGGAGCCAGCGCACCUUCAUUCGAGAGGACGUGGCCACGAAGCUUAAGUUGACGACUGUGGGGGAAACCACUCUGCAGAUAAACACCUUUGCAAACAACACACACACAACGCCAACUACAGUGAAGAUUGUGAAGCUCGGGUUACGCAGUCAGUACGGCCCACAAGAGUACAGCAUUGAAGCUCUGACGGUACCCUUUAUUUGCAAAGACCUUACGGCUACGCCUGAAGACAACGAAUUUGUACAGUCAAUUCGUUGCGACAACGUGUUCAUCGCCGACGAGCUGGUGCACUGGAACGUCCCAUCAGAGGUCGGGAUAAGUCUCCUGAUUGGCUGCGAUCAGAUGUGGAAGCUCCUAACCGGUGAACUGAAGCGAUGUGACAGAAAUGAGAAGUUUGUGGCUAUUUCCACGGUCUUUGGAUGGACAUUCCAAGGCCCAGCGACUCUGGACUGUCGCCUCUCUAAGGAGACCACGACAGCCGUAUGCGUACUCCGCGUUGGAGGGACACAACAUCAAGAGUCAGACGUACUUAAACGAUUCUGGGAAUUGGACAGCAUCGGCAUAACAGAUGCAGAUACUUCAAACGUAGAACACAACGCGUCGAUCCUGGAAGAAUUUCAGCGACAGUUAACUAUGAAAGAUGGCCGAUACGAGGUAACACUUCCUUGGAAAGCUGGUACCAUUCAAAUGGCAGACAACUUAGAGUUGGCAAAAUCCCGAUUGCGAGGUCUGGUAAGACGGCUGCAAUGUAAUGACCAGGUGAUUGAGUAUGAUGAGGCCAUACGAAGUUAUAUAGAGAACGGGCACGCAGAGAGAGUGGUUGGCGAUUCACCAGAAUCUCGCUACACGUACUACAUGCCUCACCGAGCCGUAAUCCGCAAUGGAUCCACCUCGACCAGAGUACGGGUAGUCUUCGACGCCUCCUCGCAUGGUCCAGGUGCUACGUCUUUGAACGACCACCUCGAAAAAGGCCCCAAAUUGAACUCUGACCUGGUUCCGAUUUUGCUGCGUUUCCGUAUGCACACGAUCGCUGUUACUGCAGACAUACAGAAAGCCUUUCUGCAAGUUGGCAUCAAUCCAGCCGACAGAGAUGCCUUACGCUUUCUGUGGUUUACCACCGCACCCCUACGAGGAUCCACGCUUCCACCGCUUGAAGUCUGGAGGAUGACUAGGGUGCCGUUUGGUACAACCGCGAGCCCUUUCCUACUCAGCGCCACCCUUCAACAUCACCUGAGGUGCACUACAGGAUCCGAAGAAGAUAUCGCCCAUACGCUGAUAAACUCUUUCUAUGUGGACGAUUUACUUACGGGUGCCAACAAGUUGGAAGAGGCACAGCGGAUAGUCAGCAGUGCACGACGCAUACUGCAAAAGGCAGGUAUGAAACUGACUAAAUUCGCGUCAAACUCCUCUGAACUUCAGACGACCUUUGAGCAGUUUAGCAGAGAAGACCAUAACGCUGAGAGGCGGUUGUGUGAAACGGAGGACAGCAGGGUUCUUGGCAUCGUAUGGAAUAAGUCGACUGACCACCUCAAGUUCUCCGGAGAACACCUCCUAGAUACCAUCAUAGCGGCCAAGUCGACUAAGCGCAGUGUCUUGCAAACAUCUGCAAAAAUCUUUGACCCACUUGGCUUUCUUUCUCCAUACACUAUAAGAGUAAAGAUUUUAUUUCAACGGCUAUGGGAAAGAGGCCUCGACUGGGACGCUCCGUUGCCAGCGGACAUAUCUAAAGAAUGGGACUCCUGGUGUGCUGAUCUACCGAAGCUUCACAGUAUUUCCCUGGAGCGGUGUUUGCUACCUGGUGAAGAAAGCGACUAUUCCACAGAACUUCACAUUUUUUCCGAUGCAAGUCCGCAAGCCUAUGGAGCCUGCGCUUUCUUGAGAGUGGUUGACGCAAAAGGAAACAUUAAAGUGGGACUAGUGUUUGCGAAAAGUCGUGUAGCGCCCCUCAAGAAACUUACGCUUCCACGGCUGGAACUGAUGGGAGCUGUGAUAGGAGUGCGUAUCGCCAAACUAGUGUGCGACUCCUUACCAACGAUAACGGAUGUGGCCACAUACUGGACAGACUCCAGCAUUGUACUUUGUUGGAUAAAGGGAAAUGCCAGCAAAUGGAAACCCUUCGUCAAGAACCGAGUGAUGGAAAUACAAGAAAAAAGCGAUCCAUCACAUUGGCGACACUGUCCGGGCGUAUCCAACCCAGCUGACGCCUUGACAAGAGAUCUUACCGUUUCUGCCAUGGCUGAGUCCCGGCUGUGGUUUCUAGGACCAAGUUGGCUAGCUGAAGCACAGUCAUUAUGGCCGCCAGCAGGUACCCGGACGGCAACAACGGACCUACAAGUACUCGAAGAAGAGAAGGCGGCAAAAGCUGUCGUUGUAGUCCACACGGCCACGACGAAACCCCCAUUGUUCGAGCUGAACAAGUAUAGCAACUACACACGAACUUUACGAGUCACCGCCUGGAUCCUGCGUUUUGUUGCAAACUGUCAACGAACGAAUCAAGUCGAGGGUCCGCUUAUAACAGAGGAGAUGGAGAAGGCCGAGCUGGUAUGGGUUAAACAGGCCCAACACGAGUCCUACCUGGAAGAAGUCCACACACUCACUCAAGGUUUGGAUCUCCCAAAGACAUCAAAAUUGUAUCAGCUCAAACCGUUUCUGGAUGAAACGGGCCUUUUACGACUUACUGGAAGGCUCCAGUACACCGACGACCCUGAAGACAUUAAGCACCCUGUUCUUCUGCCCAAAGAACACACCCUAACUAGACUCAUCGCCGAAUCAGCUCACCGCCGAAUUCUGCAUGGAGGAGUACAAGCAACUCUAACAGAACUCCGACAAAGAGUGCAACGGCACCGACUGCACCUCUUCCAGCAGACCGCGUACUUCGCAGUCACCCAUUUUCUGUAA